AUGGCGUCGCUCCUAGCGCCUGCGCAAGCGCAGAUGAGCAGCCUCUCGCUCGCUGCGUCGAGAUCUCAGAAUGCCCUCUCUUCGUCCGCCUCCGUCUCUUUCCGCGGGGCAGCCAUCUCCGCUCCCCGCCGAGUUGCCGCCACGGCGACUCCCUCCGCCGUUGCCGUGCGCGCGCAGGCCUCCGCCGACGCCGCCACGCAAGAGCGGUUCCGCCUGAACAACCUGGCCCCCCAGCCGGGAUCCCGGCGCCAGGAGAAGCGCAAGGGGCGCGGGCACGCGGCAGGCCAGGGCGCCAGCUGCGGGUUCGGCAUGCGCGGGCAGAAGUCCAGGUCCGGGCCGGGCGUGAGGCACGGGUUCGAGGGUGGGCAGAUGCCCCUGUACAGGCGUCUGCCGAAGCUGAAGGGCAUUGCGGGGGGCAUGGGCGCGGGUCUGCCCAAGUAUGUGACGCUGAACGUGGGGGAUUUGGAGGAGAUGGGGCUGGAGGAGGGCGAGGAGGUGUCUCUGGAGAGCCUUGUUGAGGAUGGCAUUCUCAACCCCUCUGGCCGCGACCGCCGGCUGCCACUCAAGAUCUUGGGUGAUGGCGAGAUCUCCACCAAGGUGACCAUCAAGGCGGCUUCUUUCAGCGAAGCUGCCCGGGAAAAGCUUGAGGCUGCUGGUUGCACACUCGAGGUUGUACCUGGCAGGAAGAAGUUCCUCCCUGCACUGGCUGAGAAGAGACAGGCACAGAUGGCUGAAUUCCUGGCUUCCAAGGGAGUUACUGCAUAA
This is a messenger RNA of Closterium sp. Naga37s-1, 765 nucleotides long. The record is from the annotation of a GenBank genome assembly. NCBI's taxonomy places the organism in Eukaryota, Viridiplantae, Streptophyta, Zygnematophyceae, Desmidiales, Closteriaceae.